Zychaea mexicana is the source of this 392-nucleotide messenger RNA. RefSeq names its product Tim10/DDP family zinc finger-domain-containing protein. Gene Ontology annotation, cellular component: mitochondrial inner membrane. The coding region runs from base 14 to 286 and encodes 90 amino acids. The transcript has 2 exons. NCBI's taxonomy places the organism in Eukaryota, Fungi, Mucoromycota, Mucoromycetes, Mucorales, Lichtheimiaceae. Gene Ontology annotation, biological process: protein insertion into mitochondrial inner membrane. The record is from RefSeq and is a predicted model, not a curated record.
UUAUUAACCAAAAAUGUCGUUCUUUGGAAAUGGUAUGCAAUCGCAGCAAGCGAUCAACCCUCAAAACAUUGCCAUGGCCGAGCAAGAGCUUGAAAUGGUGACGGAUUUGUUUAAUCGCAUUGUUGACUCGUGCUACACCAAGUGUAUCUCCAAAGAAUACGCUCAGAACGACUUGACUCAGGGCGAAUCGGUCUGCGUUGAUCGCUGUGUUGCCAAGUUCUUUGAUGUCAACACCAAGGUCGGCGAAAAGAUGCAAGAGAUGGGCCAACAACAUACGCCUAAAUAGAGGAUGAUACAGCGGAUAAUUACGAAAAGAAAAAACUCUUCUAUUCCCCAUCCAACACGCUUACACAUACGCACGUCAAACAACAACAACAACAAUAACAACAACA